AUGAAUCGGUUCCACUUACACUUCAUAAAAAUUCUAACCUUCUCACUUGCUUUACACUACCGAUUCUCUGCCGCUGUAAUCACCUAUCCGCAAUGCGAUCAGUUGCAAGUGGAGACGAAUUGUAGCUGCAAACGUGAUAUCUACGUCGACAUGGAAAUUGUCUGUCCGCUAAAAGUGCGUGCAAGCAACAACAGCGAUGGCAUAGUAACAAUCGCCAUUUACAGAAGCGCGCAGGUGCAAGUGACCUGCCAAGGCAAGGCGCAAGAGGCUGAUGGCGAAGCGCUCGCUACCGCGUUGCCCUCACUGCCUGUCGGACCUGAUUUAAUGCUGCUGGCGACACGCGGUUGCACCAAUGGUUUCGACACAAUUUUGCGUCGCUUAAGCAUACGCAAAGCCAGGUUGCUUGAGCUGAGCGCUGGCGCGACGGCAACAAACGCAAAUCUAACACGACAACAGCUACCCACUGUGCUGCCGGUGGACAACUUGAAGCUUACUGCUUACACGCGCUUAGCAGCUGAUCUUUUUGCGGACUAUGCGCGUUUGAAAUUCCUCGAAAUCGAAGCUUCCUACUUGCACUUACCGCCUGCGGUUUUCCAGUCGCUACCCAAUUUAAUAGGUCUUACGCUAAAGGCGCACAUUUCACGGCUGUCGCUUGAAACAUUUCGCGCACAGCAUCGACUCCUAAAUGUUGUUUUCAGCGAUGGUGCGCUGCAGAGUCUGCUGACUGCUGAUUUCCAGCACUUGCCAAAGCUACAGUCGCUUCACUUGCCACGCAAUCAGCUGGAUCAAGUACCAGCGCACACCUUCGCGCCACUCAACGAGCUAUUGCGCAUCAAUUUGAGUGAAAAUCGCUUGCGUGCGCUGCCCGCCAAUAUGCUCGAGCAUCAAUCGAAGCUCGUUUACAUCGAUUUGAGUGAAAACCAGCUGCAAGCGCUAUCGCCGGAAUUAUUUACGCAUACACAGCGCCUGCAGGAGCUCCGCUUGUCGCACAAUCAAUUGCAAAGCAUACCCAGCGAAUUGCUUGCGCCGCUCAACUUUCUCAAGCUGUUGCAUCUGAACAACAAUGCACUGCGCGACUUGCAUCCGCACACCUUCGCCAACAAUACCGAGCUUCAGUACCUGCAUUUGCAGCACAAUCGCAUCGAGUUAUCAGCAGCGGACAUGUGUGCUACGCUCGUCUCCUUCACAGAACUAAGCGAACUGCUGCUGCACAACAACUCGUUGACACAAUUGUGCGCACAGCUGCCGCCAAGGAGAAUGGGGCGCAUUGAUUUGUCACACAAUCGCAUCGGAACGCUGCGAGCGCCUGAGCUAGUUGCGCUCGCAUGCAGUUGGGCGCGCGUAGAUCUAUCGCAUAACGCGCUCCAAACUAUUAUAUUGCCAUCGAAGUUGAACAUCAGCUUGGAAGACAUGCCAGCACUCAAAUGCCAGAGUAACAUAGCGCUUAACGAGAAUGCGCUGCACUGCGAUUGCCAGCUAUUGGACUUUGUGCUGCAGAGUCAUCGGCGCUUUCUCAGCGUGCAGACGCAACUGAACACCACCAAUCUGAGCUGCGCGUCACCAGCUAAGCUACGAGGCCGCCUUGUUGAUACGCUGCAGCCCAGCGAGCUUUUGUGUCCUGUAGUCGCAGCCUUUUGUCCCGAGCGCUGUCGCUGCUGGGCGCGCCCUCACGACGCUACGCUAAUCGUAAACUGCACGCAAACGCGGCUGAAAAGUGUUCCUGCGCUACCAUCGCUCUCCAAGACAACGCUUGCGGCAAUCGAGUUGCAUGUUACUCACAACGAAAUCCGCGCGCUUCCGCUGAACUCAACCGCCGGUUAUGUGAAAGUGACGCGCAUAUACGCGGCCUACAACCAGCUCAGCAGCAUUGAAGCGGCACAGCUGCCUGUGCAGCUCACACACCUUGACGUGCGCGCUAACCGCUUGGCGCGUCUCAACAACAGUUUCUACAUACUACUCAAUCGCACACAAACGCUGGCUACGCUGUAUUUGUCACAAAAUCCAUGGGCGUGCGACUGUGACACCGAACAGUUGUUGAUCGCCGCCAAGGUGCAUCACAACCGCAUACGCGAUCUGGAUGCGCUCAGCUGCGCCGAUCCGCAGUAUCCAAAAAUACUUGAGCUAGCCUUCAGCGAUAUUUGUCCUACAGAUAUGACAGCACUUUUCGCCAGCAUAAGCCUGCUAGCCACAGGUUUGCUGCUAGCUAUCACCAGCGCGUUCUACUUCAAAUAUCAGCUGGAAGUAAAUGUAUGGCUGUACGCGCAUAACGCCUGCCUUUGGUGUGUCACCGAGCACGAGUUGGACAAGGACAAAGUCUUCGAUGCGUUCAUCUCAUAUUCGCACAAAGAUGAGCGUUUCGUCAAACAAGAGCUGUUGCCGGGUCUGGAACAGGGCGACAUACCAUUUCGCGUGUGUACGCAUGAACGCAAUUGGCUUGCGGGCGCUUAUAUACCUGAACAAAUCGUCGAAUCUGUGGAACAAUCGCGCCGCACAAUAAUUGUGCUCUCGCAGCAUUUUAUCGAAUCGCCGUGGGCGCGCAUGGAAUUCCGCACUGCACAUCAGAGCGCCUUGGAUGAGCGACGCGCGCGCAUCAUUAUUAUUAUGUAUAGUGAAGUGGUGAAUAUGGAUGCGCUCGAUACAGAGCUGCGCGCCUACUUGAAGAUGAAUACCUACUUGCAGUGGGACGAUCCUUGGUUCUGGAGCAAAUUACGUUAUGCCAUGCCACAUAAGCGUCGACAUGUGCGGGAAGAUGCGAAUGCGCCGCGGUAUGUCUACAGCGGCUCUGAGUUAAUACAGCUGGGUAGACGUUCGCGCGGAGCGAGGCAUUGA
Rhagoletis pomonella (apple maggot) is the source of this 2829-nucleotide messenger RNA. Its product is annotated as protein toll-like. Gene Ontology annotation, molecular function: protein binding; transmembrane signaling receptor activity. The transcript has a single exon. Gene Ontology annotation, cellular component: membrane. The record is from RefSeq and is a predicted model, not a curated record. Gene Ontology annotation, biological process: immune response; toll-like receptor signaling pathway. NCBI's taxonomy places the organism in Eukaryota, Metazoa, Arthropoda, Insecta, Diptera, Tephritidae. Bases 1 to 2829 code for a protein of 942 amino acids.